This is a messenger RNA of Aspergillus glaucus CBS 516.65, 957 nucleotides long. RefSeq lists its product as uncharacterized. The record is from RefSeq and is a predicted model, not a curated record. NCBI's taxonomy places the organism in Eukaryota, Fungi, Ascomycota, Eurotiomycetes, Eurotiales, Aspergillaceae. Bases 1 to 957 code for a protein of 318 amino acids. The transcript is spliced from 2 exons.
AUGGCUUCACAAGACCCCGGCCUCCAAUCUCUUGAUCCGAAGCUUUACAGCGACGACGAUGACGAAGAAGACAUCUUCUGGAAACGAAAACUCGAGGCCUUGCUUAACGGCGACGUGACACCAUCCCAAGCCGCUACAGACUUUGACUCGUGCGUCGUCGAGGAGGCCAACACAUGCCACGUAGAGCUCCUCAAACGGCCUGAUCCCAGAAGUCUCACGGUCGAAGAGGAAGAGAACGGAGUGCCCAGUACCCGUGCGAUCGCACCGAACCCCAGCGGAAAUAUCGAGCUUGUCUUUCCGUGGAUUGCCACGCUGUGCUCUGCUUUCCCACCGCAUCACGAGAAACAAGAUAAAAUUAUCCAAUUUCUUGAAGCGCUGCGGGAUAUGCCCAAGCAUGAUGUGUAUGAGGGUGUUCCCCCUGAGAAUUCCGAUGAGCCCUAUAACACCACCACAUUAUGGCCAUUUGGAGGAAACUGGAUGGCAUUGGCUGAAGUGUUUCGAAUAGAGACAUAUGAAUUCUCCUAUCCAUACUCCAAUAUCGAAACACCCGGAAGCGAAACCCAACUUCGCUGGCGAAACUUCCAAUCUGCCAUCGCACGACUCACCUCGUCGGGGCUGAUCAACUGCAGCGUCCUCUGCGCCCUCGCCGACAUUCUCCCAUCCAGCCAGAGCUAUCCCGACCUCGAGAAACGCAAGGUAGGAGGACCGAAUAGAGUUGGUGGUGAUGUAAUCGCAGGCGCACAGUGGGUUUUAUGGCCUGGGCAAGGUCAAUAUGUGUAUCAGGAAUGUAGAAAGAAGGAUGAUAUCGAUGGUCCGAGGCAAAUGUGGAGUAUGCAGCACUGGAAGCAGUGGAAGGAACAGUUCGAGUUUGUUGCUGGGGAUGAGAGAUUCGGGGAACAGGCACGGCUUGUGGCGAGGUUGGCACGGCAUCAGAUGCUGGCUUACGAGGAUGAGUGA